AUGUCACCACGCGACGACGAAGAAGUUGAUAGCAAAACUGGUCUUAAAGUGAAGGAGAAACGCGCCAUGACACAAAGCUGGAAAUGCAUUUCUCCAAACCUCAAAGCAGAGGGUAUGCAUUUCUUCAACAUGCUGUUCACGGAUCACCCGGAUUAUAUUGAUUAUUUCCCAAGUUUCCGCGGGAAAAAGUUAGAAGAAUUCAAUACGAAAGCUACUUUCAAGGUGCACGCGAGAAACGUGUUCUAUGCAAUCAAUAUGAUUGUGGAAACCCUUGACGAUGCCGAUGAGCUGGUUGAAUUGUUGCUCAAAACCGGAAGGGAUCAUUAUAGACGAGGCAUUCCCAUAUCCGCAUUUCAUAACCUGGCCAUUGUCUUCGACAAAUACAUGGCAGAAAGAGCGGGAAAAGCCUAUACACCUUUGGCUAAGGCUUCGUGGAUGAAGGCAUUGACUGUAGUUAAUGCCCUGACCCUCCUUCACUUCAUCUUCUUUUUAACUCCUACAUCCUCCUCCUCAUUUACCCCCUCACUUUCUUAUGUUAUUCUAUCAAUAAAUCCACCUUGUUUCUUUGUAUCUCUCUCUCUCUCUUUCUCUUUAUCUCUCUCUUAUUCAUAUGACUGCCUUCUCUUCAAAUAUAUACCUCCCCCACCUCUAUCUAUCUCAUUUUCCUUCAUCAAAUUUAACGCUUCAAACUUAAUUCAGAUACAGACCAAUAAACUGAAUUAUAUUCUCACCCCCAUUACCUUACCUUUUUUUCCUACUUUUUCUUUCUUUUCCACCCCUUCUUUUCUUUUGUCUCUUUCUUUCCCCCACCCCGCCUCAUUCAUUUUGUUUUCUCCUUCGCUCACUCGAUAUUAUAUCAUCAAUCUUAUAACAUGCUAUAAUAUCUCACUUUAUAACUAA
Acanthosepion pharaonis is the source of this 900-nucleotide messenger RNA. NCBI's taxonomy places the organism in Eukaryota, Metazoa, Mollusca, Cephalopoda, Sepiida, Sepiidae. The record is from the annotation of a GenBank genome assembly.